CUAAACUUGCCAUUUGUUAUCCGACCAAUGAAAUUUCAUCCAACCUUUCAAGUUAACGCGCAUGUCAGGCCUUAAAGCUUCAGCAUCCAGCGACGGUCAACUUGUUACUCGGCUGAACAGACUUGGACCUGACUGCCUGAAUAGUCAGCACUAAACGUAUCUCCUUGCCACACCAUGUUCAACGUGAUGGCCCUCAGAGAGAGCGUCUGGGAAAUGUUGGACGCUAGUUUGAAGAAGAGAGACACUACCACUCAGUUCGACCGUGGAGACAUCUCUUUCAUAAUUAUCGCAGGUGCCAUGGUAUUCUUUAUGAUACCAGGGAUUGCCUUUCUAUAUUCCGGAUUGUCAAGACGAAAGUCCGCUUUGUCUCUUAUCUGGGCAGUCUCUGCCAGCAAUGCAGUCUGUAUUUUUCAGUGGUACUUCUGGGGUUACUCCUUGGCGUUUUCGCCAACUGCCACCAACGGAUUCAUAGGCAACCUUGCCAACUUUGGUCUCAUAAACGUUCUUGGCGACCCGUCACCAGGUUCCCCAUUAAUUCCUGACCUGUUGUACUCAUUCUAUCAGAUGGAAUUCGCAUGCGUCACAGUAGGAAUCCUGAUGGGCGGGAUCGCCGAGCGUGGACGGGUUCUCCCGGCUAUGAUUAUCACAUUUUUGUGGAUGACCUUGGUUUAUUGCCCCCUCGCUUGCUGGCCGUGGAAUAUAAACGGAUGGGCCUUCAAGUACGGCGUUUUCGAUUAUGCAGGUGGAGGCCCUGUGGAGAUAGGAAGCGGGAUAGGAGGACUUGCCUAUUCCUGGGUGCUUGGCCGCAGGCAGGAGAAGGAACUCCAAAACUUCAGACCGCACAAUGUUUCCAUGGUUAACCUGGGUACAUUCAUGCUCUGGUUUGGAUGGCUCGGUUUUAAUGGCGGUAGCGCUUUUGGAGCGAAUUUGCGCGCCAUCAUGGCGGUGUGGAACUCUAUGCUUGCUGCCGCAUUUGGCGGUAUUGUUUGGUGCCUCCUCGACUAUCGUUUGGAGCGCAAGUAUACUAUGGUCGGGUUUUGUUCUGGAACCAUUGCAGGUCUUGUAGCAGCCACGCCUGCUUCAGGAUACAUCCAUCCCUGGGCGGCAGUCAUUAUGGGCAUAGUCACCGGCGUUGUGUGUAAUUACGCAACUAAAGUUAAAUCUCUUAUUCAUGUGGAUGAUGCACUCGAUCUUUUUGCCGAGCACGCUGUCGGCGGGAUCUUGGGUCUCUUGGCGAACGCCUUUUUCGCUUCCCGUUCCAUUAUCGCCCUGGAUGGCGUCAACCUGAAUGUUACUGGUGGGUGGGUCGACCACAAUUGGAAACAACUUUACAUUCAAGUCGCCUAUAUUUGCGCGGUGUGUUCAUACACGUUCGUUGUUACUGCUCUCAUCGUCAAGUGCGUCGACUGCAUUCCUGGCCUCCACUUACGCACAACGGUUGAGGGUGAAAAACUCGGUCUUGACGAAGUCGAGAUCGGUGAAUAUGCGAACGACUACAUUGAAGUACGGCGUCACUUCAUGGACUGGACGACAUUUGGCAACGGUACAAGUGCACACCGAUCCAGCGUCGCUGGUGAUAAACACGACCAUCCAACCCUCGCACAACGGGAUCAACAACAAAACUUACACAUUGAAGAGUCAAAUCCCGAUACUAAUAGUGCUGACGAGAAGACCCUUGAUCUCCCCCAUGCCGACGCGGCCUCGGUCUCUUCUUAAUUGCAGAUCUAUUUCGGCAUCUUCUUUCGUCUGUUGUUUGGGUUGUUGUGUACACCAAUCUCCUUAUUCUGUUUUCUAUUCCUAUUUCCCUGCAUAAUUAUUGGAGGGGCACGUUGCUAACCUUCUGUACUUCACUUAGCUAUAGCGCAUCCCAGAAAGAGGGCGCAUCCACAAAAUGGUGCAUAUGGUUAUUUAAAUAUCUACUACUAGUAUCCCCCAAAAAGAGGGCGUAUCCACAAAAUGGUAUAUAGUAUAGUUACCUACACAUCUACUAGUGUCCUCACUACAUCAUAAUAUUUAUCGCUGCUGGCGCAGUCAAGAUUUGA
Suillus fuscotomentosus is the source of this 2042-nucleotide messenger RNA. Its product is annotated as ammonium transporter AmtB-like domain-containing protein. Gene Ontology annotation, molecular function: ammonium channel activity. The coding region runs from base 175 to 1716 and encodes 513 amino acids. The transcript is spliced from 7 exons. The record is from RefSeq and is a predicted model, not a curated record. Gene Ontology annotation, biological process: ammonium transmembrane transport. NCBI's taxonomy places the organism in Eukaryota, Fungi, Basidiomycota, Agaricomycetes, Boletales, Suillaceae. Gene Ontology annotation, cellular component: plasma membrane.